Messenger RNA from Caenorhabditis briggsae, 1422 nucleotides. The transcript has 5 exons. The coding region runs from base 1 to 1422 and encodes 473 amino acids. NCBI's taxonomy places the organism in Eukaryota, Metazoa, Nematoda, Chromadorea, Rhabditida, Rhabditidae. The record is from RefSeq and is a predicted model, not a curated record.
AUGACUUCUAAUCAACCCUUCCUCAAUCAAUUGUCUAUUUUUGAGACAAAUUCUGAUGAAGAGAAUGACACCGCGGUUAAAGACAUCCCAGUUGGACCAUUUUUCGCAAACGUUGACAUUAUCCGUGACAAAAUUCUCCAGAUUGAUGAUUCUUCUGAUUAUAAAGCCGACUUCAUAUGUUGGGCAAUGAUGAUGAAAAAUGUGGAUGUAAGAGCCGAAUACGCAUUAUUCAAGAUGGGAAGCGGUUAUAAAAAGGAUGUGCUGAAAAUUUAUUUAUCUCCUGGAAAUGUAUAUUAUUGGUAUCCAACUAUAUGCGUAAACGGAACUUCUGUUGAUAUGCGUAAAGCUUCACUUUUUCUACAAUACCUCCACGAUUACGUUGACGGCAAUGUCACUGAGGUUCAAAUUAUCAAUCAGUACAGGAAACGUCUGCGGAUCUCAAGACUGCUUCAUCGAAAAAUAAUUCAAACCCUGAUUGGCUCGGAAAAGAAACAUUUGAAAAAGGUGUUCGGGAUGGAUCAACUCUGCGGGGGAUGCAAACUUUGUUUCGAUUUGGUGGAUAAUCUGGAAGAGCAUAGUUUAGUCACAUGGAAAAUGUUGAGCCGUGGAUCUAAUACUGUGUUCAAUCACAUCUCAGUCCCUGAGUUGCUAAUGUUUCAAAUAGCUCAACGAUGCAUGAAUAGCACCAGUGACAAGGAAAGCUGCAUGAAGCUCCUUUCAAGUUUUAUUGAAGACAAUAUUUCCGUAAAAAAGCUGACGAUUCCAUCCCCCAGAUAUGACGGGCCUCCGGUGGAAGUUUUGGUAGCAAUUUUGAAGCAGUGGAAAGUGAGAAGCGCUGUUCUGGACGUGCAUGAUUUCCAGGAAUAUUGCGAACUUGGCAACAAAAAACAGUUUUUCACAAAAUUCUGUUUUGGAAGAAAAGACGAAGAAUUGUCUUGGGAGUCAACGCAUUUCAUUGAGUCACUUACCAUUAAGUUUACCUUCUCUGGACGCGUGUUUCGGCAGUUGCAAGAAUUAUUGAGGAACUAUACGAAGCUAUAUCGCAUCACUAGCAAAAUCCGAAAAGUAGUGUCUUCAACUCAACACUGUGCCAUUGUCUUCUCAGGGAAAUUUAACGAUCACCGAAUUCGAAGCAACGUGAUCAUCAUCCCAUGUAUCGUCAAUACGGGGAACAUGGAGAAGCAGUCCAACUUUACAAUGGAAUUCUUCCUUCCGCUCAAUGUGGCAAUCGACGCGGAAUCUUUCCUCAAAAGAUUGAAUGCUUCCAAGCUUAAUUCCUGGAUACUUUCAACAAUUGCUUCCGACCAAGAGCGUGAGCUGCCAUUAAAUGAGCAACACGAGAACUGCAAGUGGGAAAAGAUGAGAUUCUACAACAAGAUUCGGAGCAACUGGAUUAUUUUGCAUGUUUGUACCAAAGCUUGA